Messenger RNA from Corticium candelabrum, 1811 nucleotides. Its product is annotated as probable tRNA methyltransferase 9B. The transcript has 3 exons. Gene Ontology annotation, molecular function: tRNA (5-carboxymethyluridine(34)-5-O)-methyltransferase activity; tRNA binding; S-adenosylmethionine-dependent methyltransferase activity. Gene Ontology annotation, biological process: tRNA methylation; tRNA wobble uridine modification. Lineage: Eukaryota; Metazoa; Porifera; Homoscleromorpha; Homosclerophorida; Plakinidae. The record is from RefSeq and is a predicted model, not a curated record. Bases 4 to 852 code for a protein of 282 amino acids. Gene Ontology annotation, cellular component: nucleus; cytoplasm.
UAAAUGAACAAACGGUUCAAAGUGUUGAUCAUGGUCAGCAGACUGCACGGAAGAUGUCCUGAAGCUGUGGAAGCUGAACAUGUUUAUCAAGUGUAUGAUGAGAUUGCGUCACAUUUUAGCCACACUCGUUACAAACCGUGGCCCAGAGUGGCGUCUUUCCUCGACAAUCUUCCAAACAGCAGCAUAGUGGCAGAUAUUGGUUGUGGCAAUGGCAAAUACCUCGGAUGUGGCAGUUUGAAUGGUAUCUAUCUGCAUGGCUCUGAUCGUUGCCGGGAACUAAUAGAGAUAGCAAAGAAGAGGCAGCACGACGUGUGCCUUGCUGACAACUUUGUCUUGCCGUAUCGCGACAUGUGCUUUGAUGCAGUCAUUUCGAUUGCUGUCAUACAUCACUUUGCGUCAGAAACAAGACGGCUACUGGCUCUCCAAGAGUUGACCAGGGUCAUACGCAUUGGUGGUCAACUCCUCAUAUAUGUAUGGGCAUUGGAGCAAAAGCGGAAAACGUUCAGUCAGCAGGAUGUGUUUGUGCCGUGGCAUCUUCAACAGCAGUUUGCUCGUCCUGUCAAAUUUGAACAAACUACUGCUGUGUUGUCAUCAGAUGAAACGAGGUUGUGUGAAUCGCAGGCACCGAUGCAGUCGUCUUCAUCUGUUUCAGAGGGAAAUCAUUGUUCAGAGAAAAUCGUCGAGAAUGGUACGGAAUCAGACACAAAGUUCGUUGGCAGUUUUCAACGCUUUUACCAUGUGUUCAAGGAAGGUGAACUACCAGAACUUGUGUCAAAAGUAUCGCAAUUGCGAAUACUAAACAGCUAUUAUGAUCACGAAAACUGGUGUGUAAUUGCUGAACGAAAACAGUGAUGUGCAUUACAUGGACACGAUUAAUUAGUAUUACAUCCAUUUGUAUUGUAUUCUCACUACGUGAGUGACUGUUGUUAAUAGAAGAAGUCGAUUACUCUCAAGUGUAACCCUUUUGGUUUGACUUUGAGCAUCUGAUUGUUUGGUGGUCUACAGUGUACUGCAUGUGUGCUAUUUGGAAUUAUCAGCUCCAGUGGUGCAUUGUUCAUAUUCUAUUGUGCGAGAAAAUCAAAUACAUUGCAUAUCAAUGAAAUGGGUUAGCCAACUGGUGGAUACAGUACCACACUAUACCAGCAGAGAAUGGAUGUCAUGACAGAUAUCAGCAGACAUGAUUCAAACAGUACAGCACUAUACCGUAUCACCGCACAUAAAAGCGCAUGCGCUACUAUGUGAAUUCAUCUCAGGGUGCGCUUAUAUCUCAAGGUAGUAGCGCAUGCGCCAAUACCUCGAGGUAAGGUGCCAUCUUUGCGCAAUUGCUGUCGGGUUGCAAUCUGCUUGCAUGGCAUCCAGAAGAAAGUCGUACACAUUAGAUUUUAAGCGUCGCGUUGUGUCGAGCCUUACUCUAAAUGAGGGAAACGUAUCAGCCACAGCGAAAAUGCAUGGAAUUCACCGUAAGCUUGUUCAGAGUUGGCGAAAACAGCACGCUGAACUCGAGAAACUCGCCACUGGGAGAGAUACCACAGGAAGGAAGCGUCGGCGUCUUCUGCGAACACCUAAAGACGGGUCUUCGAUCAAUCAGACGAUGAAUCAGAACGUCCAGACGAAAGCACCAGGUCCCGUUGAGAUGUGGUCGAUCUCUACGAAGAUUGAACUUUGGAACCCAAACAAAUAGCUUAGUUUUUGGUUUGCUUAGUGUUUGUCUUGCCUGUUACCUAUAUUGCCUCAAGUCGUUUACUCAAAAUGGUUGUUCACAUAUAAGCGCAUGCGCCUAUAUCGGAAUGAACGCGUUAAUUUUUGGUGAA